Hydatigera taeniaeformis is the source of this 876-nucleotide messenger RNA. The record is from the annotation of a GenBank genome assembly. NCBI's taxonomy places the organism in Eukaryota, Metazoa, Platyhelminthes, Cestoda, Cyclophyllidea, Taeniidae.
AUGCCAUGUUGUGCUUAUCCCUUCACCCAAUCACUUCUGCUGCAGGUUACGGGUGCUAACAAAGGGAUUGGAAAUGGAAUUGUGGAGCUACUGGCUCGAGAGUUGAAACCAACUUCCGAGUGGCACGUCUACCUGACUGCGCGAAACGAGAAGCUGGGUUUGGAGGCCGUGAAGGUGCUUGAGGAGAAGGGUCUGAGCGUGAAGUUCCACCAACUGGACAUCACAGAUGCAGAGAGUCGACACAGGCUGGCCGCAUUCAUCAAGGAGAACUAUGCGGAGGGGAUAGACAUUUUGGUGAAUAAUGCUGGGAUCGCGUACAAAGUGGACUCCACGGCUCCGUUCGGCGAGCGAGCGAGAGUAACCAUUGGCACGAAUUACACAGCCACUGUGCAAAUGUGUGUGGAGUUCUUGCCACUGAUGGCGAAGGAUUCGAGACUUGUCAACGUGGCCAGCAUGGCUGCAAUGAUGUCGCUGAGGGCGAUGUCGAAGGAGAUGGCAGCGAAGUUCAAGGGUCCGUUGAGUAUGCAGGAGGUGGAUGAACUAAUGGCGUCGUUUGUCAGGCAUGCAGAGGCGGGAGACCAUGAAAAGGUGGGCUUUUGUGGCUUCGCUUUCGGCAUGUCGAAGAUUGGUGUGUGGAAAGCCACUUCCAUUCUAGCUGAACAAUUCAAAGAUGAUCCUCGUCACAUCCUCAUCAACUCGUGCUGUCCUGGCUACGUUGACACGGACUUGACUAGUCACAAGGGCUACAAGACCAUCUUGGAAGGUGCCGACACUCCGGUCUACCUAGCUACCCUACCAAAGGGUGCUACUGAACCCUACGGUCAGCUCAUCAGCGAACGUCAAGUUGUCAAUGUGGACAAGGAGUGUCCUUUAUGA